Annulohypoxylon maeteangense is the source of this 2395-nucleotide messenger RNA. RefSeq lists its product as uncharacterized. Lineage: Eukaryota; Fungi; Ascomycota; Sordariomycetes; Xylariales; Hypoxylaceae. The transcript has 6 exons. The coding region runs from base 600 to 1937 and encodes 445 amino acids. The record is from RefSeq and is a predicted model, not a curated record.
GGUUUUUUUUUUGUUCGAAGUUAUAAUUUUUCUCCAACCACGUUUCUCCAUACUUCGAACGGUCAAAUCAUCCCACCUUAUUUCUACCGCAUAGUAAACAAACUUUAGUAGAAUACAGUUAUCCAGCAGAAUCAUCCGAUCUCCAGCUCUGUUUCCAGCUCCCCGCGCACUUUGCUGUCCCAUCUCCCCAUUGGAAAGGUAAACUGUGGAUGUCCCGCCUGGUCCACCACCGAGGCACCCUUGAGCGCAUGAACCUUUACCACCUUACCAAACUCGACUUGCAUUUACAUAUAUAAUACUCAGGUCCUUAUUAGAGGACAAGACGCUCCACCUACACCCAUUAGUACACGCUUUUUUCGAGUACGGCAUAUUUCACGCCUUAAUUCUUCCUUCGCCCUCGACCUUGACCGACCUCUCUCAACCACGCUUUGUCAGCCCGACUUUCAGACCUCCCCGCCCAUAGCAUAUUAGGCGUAAGAAAAUAGGAAUAAUAUUGAGAUCGAUUGCACAAAUUACGUAGGACUCAAUAAGGGAAAGAGAAAAAAAGAAAACAACAAUUUGCGCAGAAGGUUAGGGGAAGCAAGAAUAAUCUAGCCAUUAUGAGUUCAGGUUAUCCAGCUCCGCCUGUCCACCAUUCGCAGGCAUUCCCGCCCGAGAUGCCAGGCCCGUCUGCGCAUCACCCAGGCUAUGCCCAACUUCCUCCACCUAUGUCCUUCAAUUAUCAACAAGAUCCUAUAACAAACCCUCACCGCACGAAUAUGCCACCCCCGAGAACGAAUAUGGCCCCGCCCAACAUGCCCGGCCCUAGAGACCGCACUGGAGAGCUCACCGCAACAGAGAACGGCGUUGGCGGUCCCGGUUCCAAUCCGCUUACCUCUAAACCUGGAGCAGAAGAAAAGGACAAGCCGGCUCCGCAACCUAUCGAGGGUACCGACACAUCUAGGAAAUAUAGACUCGAAGUUGUCCAACAACCUUUGAGGGCGAGAAUGUGCGGGUUCGGUGACAAGGAUCGACGGCCUAUCACCCCUCCGCCAUGUAUUAGACUCGUUGUGAUGGAUAAAACUACGGGCAAGGAAGUAGAUUGCAAUGAGGUUGAACACCAACAUUAUGUGUUGCACGUUGAUCUAUGGUCUGAAAAUGGAGACAAAGAGGUUAAUCUCGUCAAACACUCCCAGCAGUCGCCGUCCAUUUCAUCUACACAAGCCUCCUCUUUCCGAGAAGUAAUCGAGGGAAGCCAGACCGGCGGCUAUGGGUACCAAUCCAUUGUGCCCUCAAACCGGGAAUAUGCACAGCAGACCAAUGCAGGCUACCCUCACGCAAUGCCUCCUUAUCAGCCAGACCCGUACGGACAAGGGUACGGUUAUCCCCCACAAGCCCAGCCAUACGGUUACCCUGGCGGGGGUUAUCGAAACGACAUGGUACCAGGUGUGCCUCAGCUUCCAUCACAGCCAAUGUUCGGACCUCGUUUUUCCCAAGAUAUGUCCGGGCACCAGAUGACGCAACACCGUCUGAUGGGACCUCAAUCACCAAACGGCAUGUACACGAGAAACCUAAUUGGUAGCCUUGCUGCCAGUGCGUCGCGUCUCACCGAUCCUACGGACAAGAUUGGAAUAUGGUUUAUUUUGCAGGAUCUAAGUGUCCGAACUGAGGGCUGGUUUAGAUUGCGAUUUUCAUUUAUCAAUCUACGAAGACCGGAUGCGACUUCUAAUGGUGGCAGCGAUGCCGAACUCCUGAACCGAGGCAGAGCGCCAGUUCUUGCGCAAGUUUUUAGCGAGAAGUUCCAGGUGUACUCGGCCAAGAAAUUCCCCGGUGUCUGCGAAAGCACUGCUCUAAGUAAGUGCUUUGCUGUGCAGGGAGUUAAGAUUCCAAUUAGGAAGGAUGGCCAAGACGGAAAGGGAAGCAAGGGUAGAGCAUCGGAUGAUGAAGAGGACAAUUAGGAUUUGUCUCGACCGUUGUCCGAAUAUGGGACGAAUUUGACUCCGUUGGAUGUUACGCCUGCCGGGUUCGGCUACAUUUCCCUUAGAAUAGGGACAACCUAUCAUAUCACGAUAUACCGUCGAGAGCAUUUACGCUCGCAUACCAUUGGACGGUUACAUAUCAAAAAGGGACACAAAUUCCACGUAGGGAAUAGAAAGGUCCGUUUGAUGCCGACGGAAAACGAGGUCGGGCGACGACAGGGCGAAACUUGGGAUUGCCCGGUUCAACCUAGCAUAUGGUUGACUAGGUUUAUACGUUACAUUUGCAAACCGAGGAUUUGGUUCUGCAAUAUACCCGCCAUAAGCACAGAUGAGAUGUAUGGAAGCGAUGAAUUUCAAAAUAAAAGAUAUGCGCGUCAUUGGUUUUCGGGACGCAGUAACUUUCCGUCUAACUACCUUGAUGAAUACCUAAUUUCCGC